Nicotiana attenuata is the source of this 543-nucleotide messenger RNA. RefSeq lists its product as uncharacterized. Lineage: Eukaryota; Viridiplantae; Streptophyta; Magnoliopsida; Solanales; Solanaceae. Bases 1 to 543 code for a protein of 180 amino acids. The transcript has 2 exons. The record is from RefSeq and is a predicted model, not a curated record.
AUGAAAAGAGAAAAGCUUGAUAAUCAAUUUGCGAAGUUUUUGGAGAUUUUAAAACAAAUUCACAUUAACAUUCCUUUUAAUGAUGCUUUAUUGCAAAUGUCUUCAUAUGCCAAAUUUUUGAAAGAAAUUUUAUCAAGCAAAAGGAAACUGGAAGAAGUUUCUGUGGUAAUGCUUACUGAAAAAUGCAGUGCUAUACUUCAAAAUAAGCUACCACAAAAACUCGGUGACCCAGAUCUUGGUGAAAUGAAAGACACGGGUGUUUCACUUCAAUUUACUGAUCAAAGUACUAAGAGACCAAAGGGAAUAAUUGAAAAUGUGCUUGUAAGAGUAGAUAAAUUUGUUUUUUCUGUAGAUCUCAUAGUACUUGAAAUGAAGGAGUGUUCUGAUGAACCAAUUAUUUUGGGUAGAUCAUUUCUUGCAACAGGCAGGGCAAUCAUAGAUGUCCAUCAAGGACAACUAAUUUUAAGAGCUGAUGAAGAAAGAGUUAUUUUUUAUAUGCAAAAGAUACUAAGAUUCUCAGAAGAUGAUACAUCAUCUUCAUGA